Messenger RNA from Haliotis rufescens (red abalone), 427 nucleotides. RefSeq names its product multiple epidermal growth factor-like domains protein 11. The transcript has 4 exons. The record is from RefSeq and is a predicted model, not a curated record. Bases 61 to 366 code for a protein of 101 amino acids. NCBI's taxonomy places the organism in Eukaryota, Metazoa, Mollusca, Gastropoda, Lepetellida, Haliotidae.
UUUAACGUAUAAAAGUUUGUGAGAAGUGGGCAUGCGCUCAGAUUUAGAGAGGUAAACAUCAUGAAGACUCUAUGUGUCCUGGGACUACUGGCUGUAAUUGUGGUCUCCGUGCAGGGAGAAGUGUGUAGCAAUGUCCGUGACUGCACCAUCACUCAGUGUAGCUCUGGUGGAACUAUCACAUGUGUGGCGGGAACCUGCACGUGCACCAGUCUGUGUGCUCCGGAACCUAACCUAGCCAGAUGCAGAAACCAGGAUGACUGCCGUAACGAUUACAACAAUGGUCAGAUAGCCUGCACCUGCCAGCCUCUCUCCGACCUCCACUGUAUUGACGGCAAUUGUCACUGUGGCUACCCAACGGGUGGAUAGGAUCGCUGGUGGAAACAAUCCGGAGUACUGAAAAACUGUUGAAAUAAACAUUCCGACGAUA